Molecule: messenger RNA, 513 nt
Organism: Anthostomella pinea
Lineage: Eukaryota; Fungi; Ascomycota; Sordariomycetes; Xylariales; Xylariaceae
Source: the annotation of a GenBank genome assembly
AUGUCAGAAUGCUUGAUGAUCAUCUACGACCCCGGUUCUGUUUGCUACCGAGAUUGCGGGGUCGCUGCGCUUCUGUUGGAAAUCCAAGUGGUUUCUUCAAUACUUAAGGUGCUCGGCCUCCUACUGAGGAAUUGCCGGACCGUGGGGACCGUAGGAAGGCCAGCAGUAGCGCCAACAAUUGCCAGAAGCAAACACGUCCUAGCCAGAGAGGAUGACGACAUUACAUGGGAUGACAAGCCGAAAAUCAAGUGGAAGGAUCUCACCAACGAAGAAUUCGGACCAGGGAUGAGGUUCUUCGUAGAAGCCGAAUCAAAGGUGCAGGAUAAGCUCAAGGAAAAGGAGCUGUUCAUCAAAACCGGAAGAGACGAGGAACGCUUGAAGAACGAGAUAGAGGCCUACAAAAUCCUCGAGGUAACGUCGACCGCUGAGGAAACGUUGAUCGCGCCCAAGUUCCUGGGGCUCGUCCGUGAAGGACGACACGGUGGUCGGGUUCGUGCUUCAGCAGAUUAUUAA